AUGAGUAAGCCAAGUAGUAAUAACAAAUCUAAGAUCAAUUCUGCUUCAGCAAAACCAAUUCCAAAGAAUGCUAAAACUUCAAACGGUAAUGGUACAAAGAACUCAGAAAAGAUUGCAACUCCUCAAUUGGAACAAGUUGAGUCAUCUUUAAGUUCACCAAGUGCUCCAAGUUCACCAGUUGAAGAGCCAAAUUUAAGUCAUAGAGUUUCAAUUAAAAGAAGUUCAAAUGCCUCCAGUUUAAUUGAUAUUGCGGAAGGUAAGAAUGAAAAUUCAUCUGAAAAGAAAAACUCAACUCCAUCCAAAGUACCAACUGAUGUAGCAUCAGGUCGAGCAAAUUCAGUCAAAUCUGUACAUUCUAAUGGCGAUACUGCAUCAACUGAAACUUUAGUCAAUAAAACUUCAGAUGAAAACAGUAAAUCAAAACCAACUUCGCAACCAAAACCUUCAAAUACUAAUACCGACUAUAAAUACACCGAAUUAAAAGAUAUACCAAUUGGUGUAGAUAAGAUUAGAGAAGGUUUUCAUCUGGGUAAAACUCAUUCAAUACAAUUUAGAUUAAAUCAAAUUAGAAAUUUAUAUUUUGCAAUAAAAGAUAAUCAAUUAAAAAUUAUACAAGCUUUAUCUCAAGAUUUUAAUAGAGUUUCAAGUGAAACUAAGAAUUAUGAAAUUUCAACUGGAUUGAAUGAAAUGUUAUUUACUAUGUCUCAAUUACAUAAAUGGUCAAAACCUGAACCUGUUAGUGAUUUACCUUUAAAUUUAUUAACUAAUCCAGUAUAUAUUGAAAGAAUCCCAUUGGGAGUUGUAUUAGUUAUAGCUGCUUUUAAUUAUCCAUUUUUUGUUUCAAUUUCACCAAUUGUUGGAGCCUUAGCAGCUGGAAAUACAGUUGUUUUCAAACCAAGUGAAUUAACUCCAAGGUUUUCAAAAUUAUUUGUUGAUAUCUUGACAAAGGCAUUGGAUCCCGAUAUUUUCUUUGCUGUCAAUGGGGCUGUUCCAGAAACUACUGAAUUAUUGAAUCAAAAAGUAGAUAAAAUAAUUUAUACAGGAUCAGGUUUAGUUGGUAAAAUUAUUGCUAAAAAGGCUGCUGAAACUUUAACUCCAGUAAUCUUAGAAUUAGGUGGUAAAUCACCAGCUUUUGUAUUGGAUGAUGUAACAGAUAAAGAUUUAACCGUCAUUGCAAGAAGAAUAGCAUGGGGUAGAUUUGCAAACGCUGGUCAAACAUGUAUUGGAGUAGAUUAUGUAUAUGUUGCUGAAUCAAAACAUGAGAAAUUUGUAACUGAAUUGAGGAAAGUCAUAACAGAAGAAUUUUAUCCAAAUGUUAAUAAGAAUGAUAAAAAUUUCACUCAUUUGAUUCAUGAUCGUGCUUUUGAGAAAAUGUCAAAAAUUAUCUCGAAUACAAAAGGUAAUAUCAUAGUUGGAGGAGAAUCUGAUGCAGAAACAAGAUAUUUUGCACCAACUGUUGUUGAUAAUGUUACAUGGGAAGAUUCAACUAUGCAAGAUGAAAUUUUCGGACCUAUAUUACCAAUAUUAACUUACAAAAAUUUGAACGAAGCAUGCCACAAAAUCAUUCAAAAUUUUGAUACACCUUUAGCACUUUACAUAUUCACAAGUAAAUCGACAUCUCCAUCAACUAACCCUCAAAUAAAAACUAUAACAACAUCAAUUAGAUCAGGUGGAUUAAUAAUUAAUGAUGUAUUAAUGCAUAUUGCAUUACAUAAUGCACCAUUUGGAGGUGUUGGAACAUCAGGUUAUGGAUCAUAUCAUGGUAAAUAUUCUUAUAGAGCAUUUACUCAUGAAAGAACGGUUAUUGAACAAAAAUUCUGGAACGAUUCUAUUUUAGCUGCUAGAUAUCCACCAUUUUCAAAUUCAAAAGAUAAAUUAGUUAAAUCAAGUCAAGAAUUAUAUGGUGGUAGAGUUUGGUUUGGAAGAAAAGGUAAUGUAAAUGUUGAUGGACCUUCUACUUUUUUCAGUGGAUGGACUAAUGCAUUAGGUCUAGUUAAUAUUGUAAAAGAUUUUGUUGGUGUUGCCUUGUCAUAA
Lodderomyces pseudojiufengensis is the source of this 2034-nucleotide messenger RNA. RefSeq lists its product as uncharacterized. The transcript has a single exon. Gene Ontology annotation, cellular component: cytoplasm. Gene Ontology annotation, biological process: aldehyde metabolic process. NCBI's taxonomy places the organism in Eukaryota, Fungi, Ascomycota, Pichiomycetes, Serinales, Debaryomycetaceae. The record is from RefSeq and is a predicted model, not a curated record. Bases 1 to 2034 code for a protein of 677 amino acids. Gene Ontology annotation, molecular function: aldehyde dehydrogenase (NAD+) activity.